CUCAGAAAAGCGUUACAGAGCACCUGCAAUGUAUUUAGGCAUCCUGCAGAGAGCGGCUGGCAAAAUUAACAGAUAUCGGGCAACAAAAUCAGAAUAAAAGUUACAGCAAGAAUAGGGAAGAGGCGACAACGACAGUGUGGUGGGUAUAGCGAGGUUCUGCAAUAAAGAAGUCUUACAACCAGAGCGUAUUCAUCAUGGAUGAACCUGAAGUCCAAGUAAAGAACCCAAAGCCUCUGAAAGAAGUUGAGACUGAAAAGAAAGGCAGUGGUUGUCAUGGUCUCUCCUCCGCGCAAAAGAGAAUGGUCAUGAUGCAGCAAGCAGCCCCCGAAUCGACCGCUUAUGUUGAAACGUUUGCGGUUUGCACCACCAACCAUAUUGAACCACAGGAUGUUUUCAAGACUUUUACCUCACUGCAUCCCAUACUGACAUCCAAAAUAGACAUGGAUGAAACUAGAAAGGAGUUUGUUGUUACUUUGGGUAGCAAUGUGGCCUUCGACGUCAAACCUGAAAUCUUAGAUGCUGACAUCGAUGUUGAGGAUUACAUCAAGCAGUCAACACCAUUGAUGGAUAUUUUUCGUGGACCCCUCGUCAAUUAUCGGUACUGCAUUCAGGGAGAAAACAACAUCCUAGUACUUCAUUUUCACCACGUGAUCGUCGACAGCGUAACAUUCAUCAAUCUCUUGAGAAACAUCAACGGUCUUAUAGCGGGCGCCUCCAACGUUCAAGGAGCUCCAUUAUCAGCUACACCCUAUUCAUCAUUUGUAGACUGGGAGAGUGCUGAACGAGAAUCAGCACGACACAGAGCUGACCAAGUUUUCUGGAAAGAGACUUUCUCAAGCAUUCCAACUCGGGCAAGUUUGGCUGUUCUCCCUUUGAGCGAGCGUGAAUGGAGCGACGCAAAUAUCUACAAGGCGAGGCAGGCCAAAAUCAUCCUCCCAAGAGAGUCGAUGGAAUCGAUCAGAAAGUACUGCCAGUCGAUUGGCGUGACGCCAUUCAAGUACUAUCUGGCUUGCACCAUGCUGGUUUACCAGCGUUACAUCGGGACUGAAGACGUUACUCUUGCAGUCCCGGUUUCAACAAGACCUCGGACACACCAAAACACCGAUGGUCUCUUUGUCAACACAGUUCUGUUUCGAAAAGUUCUGCGAACCGACAUCACCUUCACAGAUUACGUGAAAGAUGUUGCCGAUAGCUGGAUGGAGACGUACAGUCACUCUCAGUAUCCUAUUGAAGAGGUUGUUAAGAUCGUAAAAGAGGCGCAUGGAAUGAGUAUGUCAUCAUUCUGUUGCAUGAUGUUAAAUAGCUACACCAUGCAGACAUCUAAGGUGAUGCGUAUACCUGCAAAGCACGCCAAGAUGCCCGUAGACUUUGACGUCAUUUUCAAGAGAGAUGAGAAGACAAUCGAAAUCGUUGUAGAAUGGGCAGACGAAUUAAUUGAAGCAGGUGUAGCUCAGAGAUUGGCUGAAGGUGUUACUCAUACGUUCUGUGAAGCCUAUCAACAAGCAGACAAUGUCACGCAGAGCAUUCAAGUUUUAUCCACAUCUGAGCUCGAUCUUCUUGAGUCGUUCAGUCAUCAUCUUGAGAAAAGUCAAACCAUCCCUGAACAACCAGUCCACUUGGUAUUUGAAGACCACGCUGUCAAGAAUCCAGAUUUGAUCGCAGUGUCUUGUAGAGACGUCUCUCUCACAUACAAGCAGCUCAAUGUCAUGGCAUCCAGCAUUGCUCGGGGUCUCCUUGAAAACACCGACCAACUUACACUUCAAAAGAGACCGGUUGCCAUCGUCAUGCAGAAGGAUGAAUACACAGUGGCAUCGGUACUCGGAAUCUGGAAAGCCGGAGGUCACUUCUUACCUGUUGUAGUAAGUAAUCAGAAUCCAUUGAAGGGAAUCUUUGAGAGGUGUGAGCCAGCUGCUGUGCUGUACAACACUCGACUCGAGGCUUUAUCCAUCCCCACCACAUCAAGGAAGCAAUGUCCUGUCCUUAAUGUCAAAGAUCUCAUCACGUAUCCUGCAGAUGAUAUGGUUCAAAGCAGAGUGGUCGGGAACACACCCGUAGACAACUUGGCAUAUGUAAUCAGGACAUCCGGUUCAUCAGGAAUCCCCAAACAAUGCAACAUUUCUCACAGGAGCCUUGGUAUUAUAGCUGCAGCCUAUAAAAAGAUGUACAAGUUACCUGACAUGACAGUGAACUGUCUUCAGUGGGCACCCAUCUCAUUUGACGUCUUCACAGGGGAUCUGGUCAGAGCCCUAGUAUGUUCUUUUGGCCGAUUGACAAUCUGUCCAGAUGAAUUCCGGUUGGAUGUCUUCCACAUACUCGAUCUCAUCCACGAGCAGAGUGUCACUGUGGCAGAGUUCACACCACAGUUUGCUCGACAGCUUGUGGAGGCUGCCAAGCCUGAUCAGCUUGAAUCGCUCCAUAUCUUGAUCAUUUCAUCAGAUGUACUCCAAGUACACAUCUACAACAAAAUCAGGGAUCUCUUGAAGCCAACCCAAAGAGUAUUCAACACUUACGGGUUGACAGAGGCUACCAUUGACUCGUCUUGCUUUGAAGGACCAGUGUUGUCAAGGACCAGGAGUGGCAUGGUGCCGAUUGGGAAACCAUUUCCUAGUGUUCGGUUCCAUGUCUUGAACCCCUCAACCUUACGACCAUGCCCAGUGGGUACAGUCGGUGAACUGUACAUCAGUGGUGAUGUCUUGGCAUCUGGGGAUGCAGAGCUUGUUCACUUGGAGCAUGUUCAAUGUGUGGCACUGAAGACAGGUGAUGCAGCUUACUGGCUGCCAACUGGAGACAUUGAUCUGAUGGGUAGAUUGGAUAGCAUGGUCAAACUAAGAGGGUUCAGGAUUAGCACUACAGAGAUAGAAAACAAAAUACUGCGACUUGUUCCGGGAGUAAAGGCUGCCUGUGUUGUACCGAUGACUACCAGUGAAGAGUCUGACAGUACUGGGUCUUUGUGCGCCUUUCUGGUGCUUGAUGAGAACAGCCAAACUGGUGGUAUCGAGAUAGGUCGCAGAUAUGUUUGCCAAAAGCUACAAGGUGAUCUUCCGCUUUACAUGCUGCCCAAUCGUGUCAGCACCAUAGACGAAGUGCCGCUAUCUGCUCACGGAAAGGUCAACUACAAAAUGCUCCCGAGUAUCAAUGAUGUUGUCAAGAUGGAGACUAAGGAGGAGACCACGGAUAACACGGAGGAAACUAAAACUGUCUCAACUUUGAGAAUGCUGUUGGCUGAAGCGAUGGGCUUUCCAGACUCAAGUCGAAUUCCAAGUGACACAACUUUCAUGGAAUUAGGCGCCCACUCUCUCGUCCUGGUAAGAUUGUCGGUGCUUCUAAGACAGAAAACAACCUUUGAUGUCAAGGUAACGGAUCUGUUGAGGUAUCCAUCCAUACGUUCCCUUGCUGAUUACAUUGAACAGAAAACAUGAUUUGUAUAGACGUGCAGACGUACCUCUUCAACGGUGAAAAAGAGAGAUGAGAUAAUCUUGAAUGCCAUCUCAACUAUUCAGGGGCGUAGCACGGUCAUUUUUAUUAGGGGGUGUAAUUUUUUUUGAAAAGGGCACUUG
Patiria miniata (bat star) is the source of this 3557-nucleotide messenger RNA. Its product is annotated as bacitracin synthase 2-like. The coding region runs from base 195 to 3419 and encodes 1074 amino acids. Gene Ontology annotation, biological process: secondary metabolite biosynthetic process; amino acid activation for nonribosomal peptide biosynthetic process. Gene Ontology annotation, molecular function: phosphopantetheine binding; catalytic activity. Gene Ontology annotation, cellular component: cytoplasm. Lineage: Eukaryota; Metazoa; Echinodermata; Asteroidea; Valvatida; Asterinidae. The record is from RefSeq and is a predicted model, not a curated record. The transcript is spliced from 2 exons.